AUGGUUCCGGAAUCUGUCAUUAUCAUUGGCGGCUCAGUCGCAGGACUGCUGCAAGGGCUGCAGUUGAAGCGUCAAGGCAGCCAUGUAACGGUGCUUGAACAAGACCCAUCGAAAGACCGGCAUAGCCACGAAUCUGGCAUCUCGAUCGGACCCAGCGUGGUCGCUCUGCUGGACCGGUACGACGCGACAGGUCGCCCAGCUGCGAUUCCCACCGAGUACAUGAGCGCCGCCUGGCGCCAUCGCCUCCGGGUGGCCAACACGCACUGGGCGCACAACAUGAGCAAUUGGGGCUGUCUGUACCUGAUCCUGCGCGCCAAUUUCGACGGACUGGCUUCUGCGGCGGUGCCCAUGCCGCCGUCCCCCCGUGCGGGCGAUGGCCCUGUUGACUACCGAGCGGGGAAGAAAGUGACGGGCGUGCGCUACAACCGCGCCAAGGGUCUUGUCUAUGUGGAUUUUGUGGAUGUCCAGACGGGGGAUGUGGGUGAGGCCGGCGCGGCGCUGGUCCUCGCCGCCGAUGGGGUGCAUUCCACCGUGCGCCAGCUGCUCCAGGUGCCCACUCGCAAGGAGUACGCGGGCUAUAUCGGCUGGCGGGGGACGGUGCCGGAGAAGCUGCUCUCCGCACAGACGGUGGACUAUUUCUUGAACCGGCUGAACUUUACUCUCUUGAGGGGGACUUAUUUCAUCAGCUAUCUGAUCCCGACUGAGGGCGGCCACACAGAGCCCGGCAAACGCCUGCUCAACUGGGUCUGGUAUUUUCCCGUGCAGGAGAACUCCGCCGAGAUGGCCGAGAUAUUCACCGAUAUCCACGGCAAGAUGCACGGCAAUACCGUGCCGCAGGGCCUGGUCAACCCGGCUGUGUGGCAGGCACAGCUGGCGCGGUACGUGCCGCAGAUGACGGCGCCUUUAGCGGAGGUUGUCUCACUCACGCCGCGGGUGUUUGUGACCAAGGUCGGCGAGGCCCAAUGCACGACGCCCAGCUUCUUUGACGGCCGGUUGGUGCUGGUUGGCGAUGCCUUUACCGGCUUCCGCUCGCACCUGGGGAAAGCGUCCGAGCAGGCGGCACAGCACGCGCUGCAGAUGGAUCGAGUCUGGCGGGGGGAGAUUAGCCAGGAGGAGCGGGAUCGUGAAGCGAAUUACUACGCCCGGCGGUUGGUUUUGUUGAACCGGGUGAUUGGAUUCAUGGGCCUGGGCUGGUGGUGGGCGGUUCUCAAGACGCUUGUGGAAUAUGUUGGUGUCGUUGGGGCGAACCAAAUUGGCUUGAUGUCUAACCCUAGGGUUAAUAGCCCUAGGGUUAUGUGA
Molecule: messenger RNA, 1299 nt
Organism: Penicilliopsis zonata CBS 506.65
Lineage: Eukaryota; Fungi; Ascomycota; Eurotiomycetes; Eurotiales; Aspergillaceae
Exons: 2
Coding region: 1-1299 (432 amino acids)
Source: RefSeq, a predicted model, not a curated record